Daucus carota subsp. sativus is the source of this 1004-nucleotide messenger RNA. Its product is annotated as ADP-ribosylation factor 1. Bases 160 to 705 code for a protein of 181 amino acids. NCBI's taxonomy places the organism in Eukaryota, Viridiplantae, Streptophyta, Magnoliopsida, Apiales, Apiaceae. Gene Ontology annotation, cellular component: cytoplasm. Gene Ontology annotation, molecular function: GTPase activity; GTP binding. Gene Ontology annotation, biological process: vesicle-mediated transport; intracellular protein transport. The record is from RefSeq and is a predicted model, not a curated record. The transcript is spliced from 7 exons.
AACGAAACUUUCGUUUAACAUAUAAAAUUGUCGUUGACGCUUCUCGCCCUCAUUUAUUGCGUUGGUCUCAAGCUUUCAUCUGUGUCUCUCUAUUCCUCACACACAAAACACGCACCAGAUCCCUCUGCUUUCAUCUAGGGAUCCUUACUUGAAACGAGAAUGGGGCUAUCAUUCACUAAGCUUUUCAGCCGGCUUUUUGCCAAGAAAGAAAUGAGGAUUUUGAUGGUUGGUCUUGAUGCUGCUGGUAAGACAACUAUAUUGUACAAGCUCAAGCUUGGGGAGAUUGUGACAACCAUUCCUACUAUUGGCUUUAAUGUUGAGACUGUUGAAUACAAAAACAUCAGCUUUACUGUGUGGGAUGUUGGCGGUCAGGACAAGAUUCGUCCACUGUGGAGGCACUAUUUCCAAAACACACAAGGUCUUAUAUUUGUGGUUGACAGCAAUGAUAGAGACCGAGUUGUGGAGGCUAGAGAUGAGUUGCAUAGAAUGUUGAAUGAGGAUGAGCUACGAGAUGCAGUGCUACUCGUAUUUGCUAACAAACAAGAUCUUCCGAAUGCAAUGAAUGCUGCUGAAAUAACAGAUAAGCUUGGUCUCCACUCUCUUCGACAGCGCCAUUGGUAUAUUCAGAGCACCUGUGCAACCUCAGGGGAGGGACUUUAUGAGGGGUUGGAUUGGCUUUCCAACAACAUUGCUAGCAAGUCAUGAGCAGAUGCAAAGUUGUUUGCCGGGAGUGGUUAUGGAUGCAGAAUUAUUAUCUAGUUUUUUCUUCUUUUGGCUCCCCACCCACACUAUAUUAGGGUCGCCACCACUGUCUUUAAACCAAAGCUGGACCUAAACCUGACCUUCAAGUGGUCGGAAAGAAUGCCGGGUUAUAUAUACGAAUUCUGGAGACAAUAAAUACUUGUAUGAGUAAUUUGCAAAUUUGUAAUAUAAUGCUUGUAUGAUGUUGAGACAUAAUUUUCCAUCACUUUCCGAUUUUUGGUAGUUUAUUCCUUAUUGGUUUC